This is a messenger RNA of Anneissia japonica, 3160 nucleotides long. RefSeq names its product sodium- and chloride-dependent neutral and basic amino acid transporter B(0+)-like. Bases 1 to 2211 code for a protein of 736 amino acids. Gene Ontology annotation, cellular component: membrane. The transcript is spliced from 13 exons. NCBI's taxonomy places the organism in Eukaryota, Metazoa, Echinodermata, Crinoidea, Comatulida, Comatulidae. The record is from RefSeq and is a predicted model, not a curated record. Gene Ontology annotation, biological process: sodium ion transmembrane transport.
AUGUCGACUAAAAUUGACGUUUGUCUAGAUUAUAACAUUGUUCAACAAGUUGCUAAUGACAUCGAAUCUCAAUUGUCAGAGGGCAAGGAGGUACCAACGAGCAUCAAAUCUGGACUAGAAUUGGCUCAUGGUACAGAUACCGUCACGGUGGAGAGUGACAUUACCGUUGGACAAGCGGUGACAAUCACAUCAGCUAAGGGAACAAUCACCAACGAUGUAAUCCCAAUCACUCCUGUCGAGGUGACAGUCUCAUCAACCAUUGAGACCAUCAUCAGCAGUGUAGCUGCUGCCUCAAAUGGCCAGGAUCUCCAUACUGGAGAGAUUGGGGUCAGAGAUGCAACACCAGUCAAACAGGAUGUUGAGAGCACCCCUGUUGAAGACAAGAGCGCAUCGAUUGGUGAAAGUGGCACUGGAGGUGUGGAUGCCACUUCUGAAACACAGAGUGCCUCUAGCGAAGACUCCAGCACUGCAUCCGAGAACGGCAGCAGAGGCACUUGGGACAAUCAGGUCGAUUUCCUGCUCUCGUGUCUCGGCUAUGCUGUUGGUUUGGGAAACGUGUGGAGGUUUCCAUACCUGUGCUAUGAAAAUGGAGGAGGGGCAUUUCUGAUUCCAUAUGCCACGAUGUUGCUCUUGGCCGGACUUCCAAUGUUCUUUAUGGAACUAUGUCUUGGUCAGUUCACCAGCAGUGGACCAUGGAAGAUGUCACCGAUGUUCCGAGGCAUGGGAUAUGGUAUGGUGAUGAUUUCCGCGUGUAUAGGACUUUACUACAACGUAAUCGUAACAUACACGUUGUAUUACAUGUUUGCGUCCUUCACCACGAUGCUGCCGUGGGUGGGCUGCAACAACUCAUGGAACACGGACAUGUGCAACGGCUUCUACGACGAAUGUCUGAGCAAAGGGGACAGUAUUAUGACGGUGAACAACACAUGCGUGGCAGUGGCGUCUAUGUCGGAGGAUAUGCUGGAGUAUUAUGGCGUCAAGUAUAGUGCCAUCUCGGGGCUAUUGGACUUGUCCAACUACACUGACCCUCUUCAGGGUCAGAGGAGACUCCCGAGUGAAGAGUAUUUCAAGAAUGCUGUUCUUCACGAGGCCCCUGGUAUUGGUCAGGUGGGAUCGAUUGUGUGGCCUCUCAUGGGCUGCCUGAUCUUCGCUUGGGUCAUCAUCUACAUCUGUUUACGAAGGGGCAUCAAAUCAUCCGGAAAAGUGUGGUUGGAUGCAGCUGUUCAAAUCUUCUUUUCCCUGAGCACAUCAUGGGGUGGGUUGCUAACGUUGUCCUCCUACAACCGGUUCCGCAACAACUGCUGCUUCGACGCAAUGUUUAUUGCCAUUGCCAACUGCCUCACCAGUGUGCUCGCAGGAUUUGUGAUCUUCUCAAUCAUCGGAUUCAUGGCACAUGAGUUGGGAAAAGAAGUCAGUGAAGUCGUAGACCAAGGCUUUGGUCUUGCCUUCAUUGCCUACCCUGAGGCCCUGACUAGGCUACCGGCUGCUCCUGUCUGGUCUGUCUUGUUCUUCUUCAUGCUGCUGACUUUGGGCCUGGACACACAAUUCACCAUCAUGGAGACCAUAGUCACCUUCAUCACCGAUGUAUUCCCAGACCUGCGGGUGAAAAAACCAAAAGUUCUCCUGGCGAGCUGUUCUAUUAUGUUUCUUGCUUCGCUUAUCUGUGUCACGGAGGCUGGGGUGUUCUGGGUCAAUUUGUUGGAUUCAUACUCAGCAAGCUUCGUCAUUCUCACCUUCGCCACAAUGGAGUGCAUCGUCAUAUGUUGGGUGUAUGGCUACGACCGAUUCAAGGGAGACAUCAGGAUCAUGAUCGGCGAAAGAAGGGUCAACAGCAUGUUCUUCAACUACUGGCGGGUCUGCUGGUGCUUCCUUACCCCUGUUGUCCUGACCUUGGUACAGUUGUACAGCUUCGUCAACUGGGAGGCGCCAUCUUACAAUGGGGAAUUUCCAGGCUGGGCGCACAUCAUCGGUUGGGCGAUUACUGGUUCGACCUUCAUCUUGACUCCUAUCUUCAUCUUGGUGGAGAUCAAGAAUGCAUCGGGAACAUUUCUUGAGCGCCUUCGAUUCAUCAGCCGUCCGACAGCAGAGUGGGGCCCAAGGAAGGAGAGGCAUCGUAACUUGGUGCCAUAUCUGAAGAAUGAGACAUCCUCCUGCAGAGAUGCUUCUGGAAAGUCACCGCCCCAAAUGAUAGAUCUUAUACACGAGAUCUAAGGGGUAAGGCGUCGUCCCGGGGGUGAGGUGAUAAAGCCCCAGGGACAUAAGUAGGAUUUGUCUUUAAAUACGAAGUAUCAAAUUAACAAGUUGCUGCUUAAAAAUCAAAAUACGAACAAAAAUGUCGAAAGAGCAACUUGAAUACAAGAAAACGACAACUGUCUAAAAUGCUGGGUAAAAGAAAUGGACAAAAUGUCAAUGAAGAUCGCAUGAAAAUUCAAACUGAAACGACAAUUGAUAAAAUUCUGAAGGAAUUCACAAAAACAGCAAUGAGAAAAAAUGCUAAUUAAGACGGCAAUAGAAUUAUCAAUGAAGAAACAUUCCAUUUAACGGCAAUGGACAAAAUUCUGGCGAAAUUGGCAAUGGACAUAAUUGCUGAAGAAAAACCUAUGGAUUAAAAUGCAAAGUAAACGACAAUAGAUAAAACACUGAUAAAAAUUCAAGGACAAAAAAAAAAUGGCACUGGUCAUAUGCUUAUAAAAACGCUGUAGACUAAAAAUGCAGUGCACAUGGCAAGAGAUAAAAGGCAGAUGAAAAUUACAAGACAAAACAAUGCCAAUUUAACGGCAAUGAACACACAUGCAUUUUAAAAUGUCAUGAGCAACAAUGCCAGUGUAAACGACAAUACACGAAAAUGCCGAUAUAACGACAAUGGACUAAAAUGCCUGUAACAAGAGGAAAUGGCAAAAGUACCAGCAAAAUGUCAACGAAAAAAAAAUGCCGCUGAAAACAGCAAUGGACAACAUUUUGGCAAAAUUGGCAAUGGACAAACUGCUGAUUAAAAAUCUUGACUAAAAUACAUUGAAACGCGGCAAUAGCCAAAAACGCCGUUAUAAACGGCAAUGGACUAAAUGCUUGUGAAAGCAGCAAUGGACAAAAAUGCACUAGGAGAUGCCGGAUGAAUGGUAAUGGAUACAAUCCGGCGAAAUUCAAAAUUGACAAAAUGCUG